Sinocyclocheilus anshuiensis is the source of this 10686-nucleotide messenger RNA. Its product is annotated as DNA polymerase zeta catalytic subunit-like. Gene Ontology annotation, molecular function: DNA binding; nucleotide binding; DNA-directed DNA polymerase activity. Gene Ontology annotation, cellular component: nucleus; zeta DNA polymerase complex. The transcript is spliced from 31 exons. Gene Ontology annotation, biological process: double-strand break repair via homologous recombination; error-prone translesion synthesis. The coding region runs from base 442 to 9399 and encodes 2985 amino acids. NCBI's taxonomy places the organism in Eukaryota, Metazoa, Chordata, Actinopteri, Cypriniformes, Cyprinidae. The record is from RefSeq and is a predicted model, not a curated record.
CCUUUUCCAGCAGGAGUGAAGUGAACUAUCUGACCAAGCGGCUGGGUGCAAGGAAUGCUGCAGUGCACUCUACGUGGAUAUGGGAGGGAUGGGAAUGAUUAGGAUUGCCCAACAGUGUCGAGAUCGUGUUGCAGUAGCGAAAGUAUACAUUAGAUUUUUCUUUUAAAAUGAAAUACGCGUUGUAUUUGAACCGUUCCAGUAGGAAUUAUGGAUGUGAUUUUUGGAAUCACUUGCAGCAUAGGAUUAUCGAAUGAUAAUCGCGAUCCAUAUUUCUGCAAAUCACGCUCUGCUUAAAGCCGCCACGGUCCAAGCAGUUCUCUGCAGAAACAAAACAUCGGUGCACCUUUAAGGGAAAGCUAGGAUCGACUGCUGCCUGUGCUUUUAUUAUUAUUAUUUGUAUCAUAAAUCAUCUCAUGCUUGCCCUGCAGAACUGAACAGAACAUGUUUUCAUUGCGGAUCGUCACGGCGGAUUAUUACAUGAGCAGUCCGAUCAGAGAUCUGGACGUCUGUUACUCUGAGUUCAGAGAGAGCGAUGUCAAGAAAGUGCCCGUGGUGCGGAUCUUUGGGGCCACACCAGCAGGCCAGAAGACAUGUCUUCAUCUGCAUGGUGUGUUCCCAUACAUCUAUGUGCCGUAUGAUGGGUUUGGACAGGAUGCAGACCGUUACCUUCAGCAGUUGGCCUACAGUAUCGACAGAGCCCUGAAUGUCAGCAUGGGAAACCCCUCUUCUAAUGUGCAGCACAUCUUUAAAGUGGUUCUGGUGUCUGGCAUGCCUUUCUAUGGAUACCAUAUGAAGGAAAAAACCUUUAUGAAGAUUUACCUGUACAACCCACAGAUGGUCAAAAGGGUGAGUGAACUCCUGCAGGGUGGAGCUGUAAUGAAUAAGAGUUUUCAGCCCCAUGAAGCUCACAUUCCCUUCCUGCUGCAGCUCUUUAUCGAUUACAACCUCUACGGAAUGAACAUGAUCAGUCUUGCUGCUGUUAAGUUUCGAAAAAACCAUGCAACAGUAGGAGAGCAUAUGUCAAAUAGAGGGGGUAGCUCCAGCCCAUAUAAGUAUCCCUGCAUGUCUAAACUCAGUGAUGGCGGGCUGAGUGAUACAAUGCGCUGGGAGGAUGACAACAUACCAAGUUCUCUGAUUUUAGAGGAGGUGGAACGGAUGAGUGUGUGUGAGCUGGAGGUUGAUGCCGUGGCUGCUGAUGUUCUCAACCGCCUAGAGAUUGAGAAUCAGAUUGGGAGAAACCCUGGUCUUCAGGCCAUCUGGGAUGAUGAGAAACAGCGACGACAGGAGAGAUGUCAAAGUUCUCAUAUUGACAUGCCUGAAUCACAAGAUCGAGGCUUUGUAGAGUUUGCAGAGAGUGAAAAAAUCUUCAUGAAGAGAUUCAAAGAAAUUCUCAAGGAAAAUGAAUUUGACAUGACUCAAACUGGGUCUGAAGUUGACUCUUUCCCUGAGCUCUCACUCUAUCCUACUGUGCUGAGCCCAGAUGACUUGCCUUGCAUACCUGCCAGCCAAGUGAAUGUGCAUCAAUAUGCAUUUAAAGAUGCAAAAAGGCAUUGUGGGAAAGAUGCUGAAGUUGCAGUUGUUGAUGAAGAGGCCAUUUUGAGUUUGUUGGAGAACAGUCAGACCUUCCUCCCUCAUUCUCAGGGACCCAACCAAUCAGCAAUACUUGACAGCAGUCAAGACCAGGCUAUGGUUGAUCUGUUUGAAGCAUUGGCUGAUGAUGGAUUUAGAGCCGACAGGUCCAGAGCAGUGUCCCAGCAGCUGUCAGGGAUUUCUAGCUGUGUCUGUAACAGUGAUGAUGAGGAAGCUGGGCCUGAGCUGGAGAAAGAGGAGUCAGAGCUCAGUAGAAUCAUGUCCCAAAGAUGGGACUGUGACAUGCCAGGACUUUCUGCUGGGCAAAGGUCACCAGACUUCCCAUUAUGUAUGAAAGAAGCAAACGAAAGCUCCAGUGAGGAGCAGCAGGCCUCAUCAGAUGAAGAGAUAUAUUGGAAGGGAAACAGUGCUGCUCUUACUGAUCUGUCCAUUCCACAGUUGGAUGGAGCUGCAGAUGAGAAUAGUGAUUCAUCACUAACAGACAAGGAAUCCCGGACACGCUCAUCUCUAAAAGCAACAGACAAGAUCCUUGGUAGCAGAAAUGUUUUUCCAAAUGAAGCUGUUCGUAUGGAGCCACCAUCUUCUGCUAAAAUUGUUAUUGAAUACAAAUGUGCUGAACAGAAACUCAAUCAAGAGGAUUUAGCAGAAAAGCAUUUAAAAAGUGAAGAGGCAAAUGAAUAUUCAACUGGAUUAAGAGUUAACAAAGAGGUGCCAUAUUUUCCACCAGUUAAACACCCAAUUCCUUUUAAAACCGCAAAUAUAUCUAAACUUGGUGCUGAAAAAACAGGUGUGCACUCUUUGUACACUGAUGAAAACCAAGCCACUGGCCUUAAUCAGCCAGAUCCUGAUGAUUCAAUUUUUGGAAACUCUAAGCUUGCCCAGAGCAUAAAAAAUUCUACCGGUAUUAAAAAUGUGGAAAAUAACCAUUUAUCCAUCCCAGAGAAUCACAAGGGCUUCUUUGUAUGUUACUCUGAGCUGAUGAACUGUCCCACCAAGACUGAAAUGCAACUCAAUCCAAAUGACUGCAGAAGACCAGUGAUAAGUUUUGACCAGACACAAAGCCCUAUGGAAGAGAGCCAAGCUUUGGGCCCUCAAGAAGAUGAGACAGCACAGGAUAAAAAAGAGGAAGAUGUCAGCAAACUGAAAAUAAGAUAUGAGGAUUACCAAGAGAAUAAAACUGAGAGGACCAUUGUGGCACAACAGGAGGCACACUACAAAUUUUUCCCCAGCGUUAUUCUGUCUAAUUGCCUGUCCAGACCCAUCAAGAAACCGACUGGGAGCAAGACUGGGGAUGGUUGCUCUACCUUAGACCAUCCUGAACAGCGAAGGUCAAGGUUAAAGUUGAUCAAAAAGAAAACAACGUUGGGUCAAAAAAGGGUAAGUCCUGUGAGGACCCCUUCUCCUAUGAAAGAGGAAGCCACAGCACUUCUUUCCAACGCUCUAGGCUCUAUUAACCAGAAAGAAACGUAUAAGGAGGUUGACAUGGAAACGUCAGAUCCACCAACCAUUGAAGGUUUGAUUAAGAACUCAGUAGAGGAUAAACUUGCAGAUAUUCCUUCCAAAAUCUCUUGCACCAAGGUGUCCAGUUUACCAGGUAGCAAAUAUACCUUGCGGGCAAAAAGGAAAAUGAGUUACAACAGUGAAAAUGGAGAUCAGGCAAGUUCUGGUUCUUUCAAACAAGCUUUGGUGCAACAUGAAGGCCUUAAGGGCAAAGAUCAUGUCUUUAGCCAAAAAAAGAGGAAACUGACUAAAAAAGAGCCACCAAUCAUCAUUAAAUAUAUAAUCAUUAACAGAUUCAAAGGUCAGAAAAACAUGUUAGUGAAGAUUUCUAAAAUUAACGCUGAUGAAACUUGCACCGUUUUAACACCAGAAAAGCUUGCCGAAUACAAAAAGCUCGCUCCUCUCAAAGAAUUCUGGCCCAAAGUGCCAGAGUCUACAGCAGUGAAGUACCCGCUACUUGAGCCAAAAGUAAAGAAGUGUCCCAAACGAAAGGCUAAGGUGAACCCAGUGUCAAAGAGGGCCGGCACCUCUCCAAAAUCUAGGUGUCCACGAGCUGGUCAGACUAGGAGGGUGAAGCAUGCAAAAGCACUGAUAACUUUACCGAAAUUACCCCCUCCAUGGCCUUGUUAUAAUGAGUUCACUGAUGACUGCUGUACAGAGUAUUCUGAUGUGAUGGUGGAGUUGGGUUAUUUGUCAGAAAGAGCCUCCAGUCCUACUGAUUCAACCCCACCUAGAUGUUGGUCUCCUACUGAGCCCUUACUGGGAUCAAAUUCAAAUCUAAUAAACCCACAUAAUGAUCCAUGUCUAGGUUCAUCCUCUCAAGUACUAGCUCCAAAACCAUACCACAGAGGUCUUUGGGAUAGAAGCAGAACACCCAGGUCUAAAAAGACUUCUGCUACCAGCCCAAAAAGACAAACGAAUACUACAACAAAGUCAGUGAACAAAGAUUCAGUGACAACUGUGGAUUCACAGAGGAAAGGUAUUCGAGCGGCUUCAAGGAGACAUAAGAAACGUUGUAAAAGUAUUGAAGGAAUUGUUCUGGAAGAUGACACAUCUACCUCUCAGAAAGACAGGAUGCUGAAUGAAAAGCAAGUCCCAAGAAAAAAACAGGUCCAACGUGAGAAGAGUGAUCAUUCACAGGCUCCACAUUCAGUUAACAAUGCACCUAUUACUUCCUCAUCUGAUGACUUAACUCCUUAUCAACAUCCCAGUUCUCUAAAAAGCAGUCAAGAGGACGUUACUAUCAGUUGUUCAGGCUCUCAAACAGAGGUCACCAGCACUGGAAAAAAAUCAAAUCAAGAUUUUUUUGUCUUCAAUACUAUUGCCUCAAAUGACUCACAGAUUGUCUUCAAUCCCUGUAUUGAAAAAUCUCUAAAUCAUAUUCUUUCCCCAUCCACCAAGAUGGUUGGACAUCCAUGUUCCGUCAUCACAUACAGCAGUUCCAAUUCAAAAUCACAAAAUAUGAGUCAAGAUGGGACUAUCACAAAAAAUCUAUAUAAAUUCAAAUCAGAGGUCUCUGGCCAUGAGGAAAACCCCAGAACUGUACAGCAUUUGCAGUCAACCAGAAAAACGACCAAAAAAUCAAGAAAACCGCAAACAAAAAAGAAAGAUACCAUAACUUUAUUGGAGUCUGUCGAUUGUAGAUCCUCCCUUAUGCCCUCUGCUAAGAGUGCAAUUAAAGCUGGAUUUCACACAGGUCUUACAUUGUCCUCAGACCCUAAAAUUGACGAAAUGUGUGUUCCUGAGUUGCCUUCUGGGCUCGCUGUCUUGAAGGAACUUCUCCAGAAGAGGCAACUCAAGGCAGGAAAGGAACCACAUGAAAGCGAUCAUGUGACUCAGGAUAUGUCUUCUACCUGUCAACCUACAAAUAUUCCCAAAACAGCCAAAUCUAAAACCGCUCAUUCAUCAACAUCAAGAAAACCAAGGGAUGCAAGAACUAAAGUGCCAAAAGAGUUACAGUUCAAAAUCAGAAGUAAUAAAAUUAAACCGGAUGAUUUGAGAAUUGACCAUCUUUCAUCAGAUGACAGUCCUGUGUUUUUCUCUGACCCUGGCUUUGACAGCUGUUGCUCUAUUGAAGAUAGCUUGUCCCCAGAGCUCGCAGACAAUUACAGCUUUGAUAUCAAUGCCAUUGGGCAAACAGAGUUCUCCAGUCUUUAUUCUGGUAACCAGUUUGUGUUAACUGAUAGGAACUUGCCUCAGAAGUUCCUCAGUGAUGUCAGUCAGGAGGCAAUCAAUGCCCUUGUUGGGUUAGGCGACAGGACACAAAAGUUGUUUGAUGUUGAUGAGAGCAGCAAGCAUGAACAGGACUUGCAUAAGUCUGGGGCUCUUAGUCCAGAACUGUCAUUUCGUGAAAGUGGCAAAGUUUAUCCCAAUAAGGUAUCUCUUGAUUCAGAAAAGAUCUUUAGCAAAGAUUGGGGGGGCUGUUUAGGUAAAAUCCAUGGCCUCAGCCACUUUCAGGACUUUCACUGUGAAAAGAAAGAUGUGUUGCUUGACCCAGAGCCCUUUUCCCCCCUUACUUCUGCUUCUUUUGCUUAUAAUGGUGUUUCCCCAAAUAGUGAUCCCCUAGAUGCCAGUUCAGCAACACCAAGCAGUUCCCCACAGUCCAUCAACUCGCUGUACCAGCUGAAAAAUGGAGGUCAGAGUUCAAAGAGUGGGGGAACUCACAUUCUCAAACCUCUCAUGUCUCCACCUACACGGGAAGAAAUCUUAGCUACUCUGAUGGAUCUGGACCUCUCAGAAGCCACCUACCAGGAACCAUUCUGCAGUGACCCAUCAGAUGCACCCUUGAAGCCAAGGGGGGUUGGUGGUCGGAAGUUGAUUUUGGAAACCAGACUGGCGAAUGAACUAGUUGAAUUUCAUGGAGACUUAUCUCAAAACGGCUUACAAUUUUGGAAAAUUGCAUUUUCUGCAAUGACAAAUCAAGCCUCUGCACCAGACAAUGGGUGUAAAUCCUCUAUAUUGACCAAGGAUCAAAACCCAUUUUCUGGCAGUGAUCAAAAAGUGAUUAUGCUUCCCUGCAAGUGUGCCCCAAGUCGAGAACAGGUGCAGCUCUGGCUGCAAGCCAAAAAACAGUACGAGUGCCUUCAGAGUGAUGGGAAACAAAUGGGUGGCCAGACAACUGUGGAACUUGGAACAUAUGACAGGACCUCACCUCAAAAUGAGGACUCUAAUUUACCUUCCUCAGAGAAUCAUAAAACGUGGAAGAAAAAAGAUGAAAAGUCUUCAGAGUUGCAGAGUAUCAGUAGGAAUGGCUUAAGUUUACCACUCCAUAUUUCACCAGUUAAUGCAGCUUCAUCUAACAGUAGCCCUAAGAGUACGAAAUGCAUCUUGGACAUAGAGACAAACAAAGGUUGUCCGAUCACUUCUCCAAAUUCUCCUGAUCUUUCUACAUUGCAACAAAGGCCUGCUGAGAGUAAACAAGAGGAGGACAAGGAGGAUUUGACUGAUGUAUUACAAUCCCCCAGCUUGAACCUGUCUCAAAAUAUCAAUGACACAUCACUUGAAAAUGUACAGCCAAAGGACCUCUUGAGUCCAUCAGUUUUUCCUGUUAAAAACCUAGAUUCUGAUGUCAAAUGCUCUUACCUGCUCCAUAGCACACCUGUCCACCAGAGAAGCUACAUUGAUGACGAUGGGUCUAGCUACAGUCCAAUAAGAAAUGAAGACAUAGAGCCCAGAUCACAGCGACUACAUCAGAAGGGUAACAUAAACAAAGAUGCUUUACGGAGAGUUUUGCUUACCACACAAAUGAAGAAUCAGCUUACCACUAUGAAUGUUCCAAAGAGAGAAAACUCCCAGAUUGAGGGACCAUCAAUCUGUAAUUCAUAUGGUUUUAAAGUCAGUAUGCAGAACUUGCAGGAGGCCAAAGCAUUGCAUGAGGUACAGCACCUCACAAUGAUAAGCAUGGAGCUUCAUGCAAGGACUCGUCGUGACCUUGAGCCUGACCCUGAAUUUGACCCAAUUUGUGCUUUGUUCUACUGCCUCAGUUCUGAUGUCCCUCUCCCAAAUUCUGACACUACCCAGAUGACAGGUGCCAUUGUCAUUGAUAAAGAUUGUUGUUCUUCAGCUCAAGAACUCACCAACCCCACCACCAUUAGGUAUGACCCAGACAUUCUGGUUGGAUAUGAGGUCCAAAUGCACUCUUGGGGGUACCUACUACACCGUGCAUCAACGCUCGGUGUAGACCUGUGCCAGCAACUCUCCCGUGUGCCAGGAGAUGCAAAAGAAAAUCGGUUCAUGGCAGAGAAAGAUGAAUAUGGUGCAGACACUAUGACGGAAAUCCAUAUUGUUGGACGUGUUGUCCUCAACAUGUGGAGGAUUAUGAAGACUGAGGCUGCAUUGAAUAACUACACUUUUGAGAAUGUGGCUUUCCACCUCCUGCAUCAGCGCUUUCCUCUCUACAGCCAUCGCACGCUCUCUGACUGGUUUGACCACAACACACACCUGCACAGGUGGAAAGUGGUGGAUCAUUAUGUGAGCCGUGUGUGUGGCACAGUCCAGUUGCUCCAGCAGCAGGAUAUUAUUGGCAGGACAAGUGAGCUGGCACGCGUGUUUGGAAUCCAGUUCUACCACGUGCUAACCAGGGGGUCACAGUACCGUGUGGAAUCAAUGAUGUUAAGGAUUGCAAAACCAAUGAAUUACAUCCCAGUGACUCCAAGCACACAGCAGCGUGCCCAGCAAAGAGCCCCACAGUGCAUUCCACUCGUCAUGGAGCCAGAGUCGCGUUUCUAUAGCAACUCUGUUAUUGUGUUGGAUUUCCAGUCACUGUAUCCAUCCAUCGUCAUUGCCUACAAUUACUGUUUCUCCACCUGCCUUGGACGUGUUGAGAAUCUUGGAACGUGUGAUGAGUUCAGGUUUGGUUGUACAUCUCUCAGAGUCCCUCCUGACCUCCUUUACCAGCUCAGAAAUGACAUCACCAUUUCUCCCAGUGGUGUCACAUUUGUUAAGUCAUCAGUGCGGAAGGGUGUCCUGCCAAGUAUGCUGGAGGAGAUCUUGAAGACGAGGAUCAUGGUGAAGCAGUCCAUGAAGGCGUACAAACAUGACAAAGCUCUAUUACGCCUGCUGGAUGCCAGGCAGCUUGGCCUUAAACUUAUUGCUAAUGUCACAUUUGGUUACACUUCUGCCAACUUCUCAGGACGUAUGCCCAGCGUUGAGGUAGGUGACAGCAUUGUGCACAAGGCCCGAGAGACUUUGGAGAGAGCCAUAAAGAUGGUCAAUGACACAAAGAAGUGGGGAGCACGUGUUGUCUACGGAGAUACAGACAGUAUGUUUGUGUUGUUGAAGGGAGCAACCAAGGAACAGGCAUUUAAGAUUGGUAAUGAAAUUGCAGAGGCUGUCACUGCUACCAACCCUAAACCUGUCAAAUUGAAGUUUGAGAAGGUGUACCUCCCAUGCGUGUUACAGACAAAGAAGCGUUAUGUUGGAUACAUGUAUGAGAGCUUGGAUCAGAAAAACCCAGUCUUUGACGCCAAAGGCAUUGAAACUGUACGUCGUGAUGGCUGCCCUGCUGUUGCCAAGAUUCUGGAACGAUCUCUGAAGCUGCUUUUUGAGUCACGUGACAUCAGCCAGGUGAAGCAGUAUGUGCAGCGGCAGUGUGCGAAGGUGCUAGAGGCCAAAGCCAGCAUGCAGGACCUCAUUUUUGCCAAAGAGUACCGUGGCAGCAGCUCGUAUCGACCAGGGGCCUGUGUUCCUGCUCUGGAGCUCACCAGGCGUAUGAUGGCGUAUGAUCGACGUUUAGAGCCACGCGUGGGUGAGCGUGUACCGUAUGUUAUUGUGUACGGGAUGCCAGGAGUGCCGCUCAUACAGCUGGUUAGACGUCCUGUAGAGGUACUGCAGGACCCCAGUCUGCGCCUCAAUGCUACCUACUACAUCACCAAGCAGAUCUUGCCACCACUCACACGAAUUUUCAACCUGAUUGGAGUAGAUGUGUUCAGCUGGUACCACGAGUUGCCGAGGGUACAGAAGGCGUGGAGCUCUGUGAAUGGAGCCGGGGAGGAGGGCACAAGAAAAGGCACCAUCUCUCAGUACUUUACAACACUGCAUUGCCCGGUUUGUGAUGAGCUGACACAGCUAGGAGUGUGUGAAGGUUGUCGGGCUGAACCCCAACGUGUUGCUGUCCACCUACACCAAGACUUGCGGCUUUGGGAAAGCCAGCAAGACCAGCUCCUAAAGGUAUGUAGAAGUUGCAGUGGGAGUGCAGAGCGUCAGGUGCCAUGUGUCUCAUUGGACUGCCCUAUACUCUACAAAUUAUCUCGCGUUAAUCGGAAUCUUUCCCGAGGACCAUAUCUUCGCCAGCUGCUGGAGCAGUUCUGAUAGUCCAGCAGUCUGUCCACCUUUCAUUUUACUCUGGUGCUAAACACUGUGCCAUUCAGCACAAUUUUGUGUAUAAUAGUUUUAAAAGGUGCUUUUUUCUGUGCCCUUGGAGAGUUUCCAUCUUAUACUGUUUGAGUUUGUGUGGUACUGCAGUGCAGUGGGACUAAAGAGGCCUUAAAUACAGAAGAGGAAGAUGAUUUUGAUGCACUGUGUUUGAAUUUGCUUGGUAGUUGUCUUUAGUGUUCAUUAAAUGGUUACAUUUCUGCAGAUUGACAGGUCAGACAUUUACAGAAUAAUCCUCUCUAAACUGAACCCUGUGUGCUGUAGCAAUCUGUAAAUGAGGGCGAUUCAGUUCUAACUGCAAUUCUUGUCUGUUGUAAAUAAACCUUGAUUAUGAUUAUCCAAAAUUCUGUCUAUGAACACUGAUUUAAAAAAAAAAUCUAAAAAAUUUUUCACAUGUAUGUUCUGGGAAGUUUUAUGUCUGUCCAUUCUCUACAGAGGCAAGUCUGAGGACAAGUAAGUCAAUAUCAGCCUUAUCAAACAUAUUGCAGAAGUCUAUGUUAAGUAUAUAUUGUCUGUGUGCAUAAUUGUUCUUUUAAAAUACUUUUCUAAUGCUCUCUCUACUUUAAACCAGACAUUGUUACCGACCUAUGCUACCUACCAGAGCUACAUAACCUGUUUUUGUAAACCUGUAAAAAAUGUUAAGGUGCUUUGUUUUCUAAAGAACAUUUGUGGGUGGAGAUUUGAUAUUGAUAUAAUAAAAUUCAGUGUAUUUAACAAAUGUCUGUUUCAGUUAAAAUGGGCCCUUUGGUUUUUACAUCAUUUUUGGGUAUAUACUGCAAGCUUUACAGAUCGUUAUUGGAAAGGGUUUAAACAAUGUUUUUCAUCCUUGUUCAAUGACCCAUAAGCAAUUAUUGACACUAACAAUUGACAGGCGAUAUGAAAAUAAAGUCAGUUAUAAUUAUAACUUGGGACAGUAAUGAGACAUUUCUACUGACUUUGAAAAACACUAAAAAGGAUGCCUAGUGUUCCUGCAGUUCAAUGUGAGAGGACUUUGUUUCCUGAGUUUAUUAACAGUAAAAAAACAAAAUGUGCAAAAAUUGUGGAAACUGGCAGCUGCUGGCUCUAAUCACGGGCCAUGUCCAAACCCUCACUGUAGAACAUAUUUGAUAUUUACAGUCAUGUUGAGUGAGACCUCAAACAAAUAAGAUCAAGUCAUGAUAAACAGGGCUACCCGAUGUGAGCAAUGGAAACGACUGUCACUUGAGGCUUGUCAGGACAAAACCA